Molecule: messenger RNA, 457 nt
Organism: Wyeomyia smithii (pitcher-plant mosquito)
Lineage: Eukaryota; Metazoa; Arthropoda; Insecta; Diptera; Culicidae
Exons: 2
Coding region: 37-306 (89 amino acids)
Source: RefSeq, a predicted model, not a curated record
CAGCUCUUCAAGGUUUUGUUCAAAACUCUUAUCAAAAUGAAGUGCAUCGUCGCAGUACUUUGCUCGGUAGUUCUGGCUUUGGCCGUUCAAGCUUACCCAACGGAGGUGGACAGCUACAGCAAAGCCUGGCCCGUCAGCAGCACCGUUUGGCCAGCUUACGGAGGCCUGUAUGGUAAGUCUGCCUAUCCGGCUUGGGGUGGUUGGUCGGCGUGGCCAGCCUACGGAAAGAGCUGGGCUUAUGGCGCUCCAUUGGCGUACAAUGGAUUGUGGAACUACGGUGGCAUUGGUUAUGGACAAUACUGGUGAAUUAAAAGGAUGAAACUGGAACUGGCAAUGGAAUUAUUACUCGUGGUCAAUGAAUUGUUUUUGAAUGUUGGAAUAUAGUUUUUUAAAAAGUGCAAUAAAAUUUUGAAAAAAAUAUUGAAGUUAUUCUACAACAUAGAUAUUCUGCCUAUCC